AUGGUUGCGAAGAACGAGAUCGACUUCGUCCUGUUCGAUAAGCGUCGCAUCAUCCGGGGUACAGUAAUAAUGCCAUAUUUCAUCAUUGGUAGUGUUCACUGCCUGGUGCGAUCCAGGCGAACCUUCGAGGAGAGGAUCGAGUGGAAGACAUUGCAGAUGGCAAAUCACAGCCGACAACUAAAAUGUUCUACGAGGUGGCCUCAGAGCUCGCAAGUCAAGCAAAGACAGCUGACGAAAAGGCGGAAAGGCAGCUGGGACGAUAACUACGAGAAGCCCAUAGAGAAAUUCAGUCCAUGCGUUAAGUAA
This is a messenger RNA of Soboliphyme baturini, 306 nucleotides long. The record is from the annotation of a GenBank genome assembly. Lineage: Eukaryota; Metazoa; Nematoda; Enoplea; Dioctophymatida; Soboliphymatidae.